Talaromyces proteolyticus is the source of this 874-nucleotide messenger RNA. RefSeq lists its product as uncharacterized. Lineage: Eukaryota; Fungi; Ascomycota; Eurotiomycetes; Eurotiales; Trichocomaceae. The coding region runs from base 146 to 874 and encodes 242 amino acids. The record is from RefSeq and is a predicted model, not a curated record. The transcript has 3 exons.
GUGAACUGCCAUAAAACAAUACAUACCAUCAAAUCUGUUAUUCUAUCUACACACUUAAUUCGACUAUAUUUAAUCACACACCAACUCCUACCUUACAAUAACGCAAAUAUUCAGUACUAAUAUUUAAACAUAGCCAAAAAAAAAAAUGACUGCAUCCACUGAAUCCACUGAAUCCUACGAGAUUUUGUUCGGGGAGGCUCAGAACUUGGCCCCAAAAGGCCUCCCAGAAGGGGCAUGGUAUAUUGUUGUAGCGGCAACACUGAUCGCAACAGAUGGUGGCGCGCAUUUGGGUAAAUUAUAUAAAUAUAUUUUAAAGGGACUGGGCCAUAAUUCUACAUUAGAAAGUCGGCAAAAUGUCUCUCGACGAUUGCGCACCGUCAUCAUUAAAACAUGGACCCUUGUCGGCGUACCCCGUGCUAGUGACGGCUUGUUCUCGCUGAUCAAGGAGGAGGAUGAAAAGGACGCAGCUCAAGACUGGGACCGUAGUAAAUUUUUCGCAGAACCGGAUAAGGUUCUACUUCGGACGCAGGAAUGGUGGAGCCAAGUGUUUGGCGAAGAAUCUGCCAUCAUUUCCAAAUCCUAUGAGUCCAAUCCCGAUUUCUCAUGGACUGUUGACUUUAUAGUCUAUGGCCUCUUUUUAGCCGAUCUCUCAGUUUUAGGACCUAUCGAGAAUGAAUUGGUAGUCCUGGCCAGUGUGAUGGGCCAAGGGGCACAAAAUACAACCCGCUUCCAUCUUCGGGGAACUCGUCGCCUGGGAGUCAGUGCAAAGGACGCCGAAGGAAUCCAAAGUAUCAUUGAAACGAUUGCCCUGAAGCAGGGGAAAGACUCAAGUUCCUGGCCCCGCUUCAAGGAGGUUGAACAUCUUUUUUCAUAG